GGCGGUGGGCGUGGCUGAAGAAAGAUGGCGGCGCCCGCGGCUGCGGCUGAGCCCCAGGCUUCCGGGGCUCCCCAACUCCCCGUGUGUCUGUUGGUGUUGGGGAUGGCGGGAUCCGGGAAAACUACCUUUGUGCAGAGGCUUACAGGACACCUCCACAACAAACGCUCCCCACCCUACGUAAUCAAUUUGGACCCAGCUGUGCAUGAAGUCCCCUUUCCCGCCAAUAUUGAUAUUCGUGACACCGUGAAGUAUAAAGAAGUCAUGAAACAAUAUGGACUCGGGCCAAAUGGUGGCAUAGUGACCUCGCUCAAUCUCUUUGCUACCAGAUUUGAUCAGGUGAUGAAGUUUAUCGAGAAGGCCCAGAACACAUUCAAAUAUGUGCUCAUUGACACACCUGGACAGAUUGAAGUGUUCACCUGGUCAGCUUCUGGGACAAUCAUCACCGAGGCCCUGGCAUCCUCAUUUCCAACAGUGGUCAUCUAUGUAAUGGACACGUCACGAAGUACUAACCCAGUGACCUUCAUGUCCAAUAUGCUGUAUGCCUGCAGCAUCUUGUAUAAAACCAAGCUGCCUUUCAUUGUGGUCAUGAACAAAACCGACAUCAUUGACCACAGCUUUGCAGUGGAGUGGAUGCAGGAUUUUGAGGCUUUCCAAGAUGCCUUGAACCAAGAGACUACCUAUGUCAGUAACCUGACUCGUUCCAUGAGCCUGGUGUUAGAUGAAUUCUACAGCUCACUCAGGGUGGUGGGUGUCUCUGCUGUGGUGGGCACCGGCUUCGAUGAACUCUGUGUUCAAGUCGCCAGUGCUGCAGAAGAGUACGAAAGGGAAUAUCGGCCAGAAUACGAGCGCCUGAAGAAAUCACUGGCCAGUGCCCAGAGUGCCCAGCAGAAGGAGCAACUGGAGCGCCUUAGGAAGGAUAUGGGCUCCGUAGCCCUGGACCCAGGGACCGGCAAAGACAGUCUGUCUCCUGCGCUGGAUCCUUCUGACUUGAUACUGACUCGAGGAACCUUGGAUGAAGAGGAUGAGGAAGCUGAGAGUGACACUGAUGACAUUGACCACAGAGUUACAGAGGAAAGCCGCGAAGAACCAGCAUUUCAGAACUUCAUGCAAGAAUCGCUGGCACAGCACUGGAAGAGGAACAAGUAGACGUCCCAGUGCUGCCAGAGGCCUGACGUGCUGGCUCUCCAUGCAGAGAAGGCCUUCCUGGGAGUCAGGGCUGCAGUCUAGCAGCUUCCUCCAGGAUAGUAACCUCUCUCAGGGAACUGGGACUUAGACGAAGUCAGGGUUGAAGGUGGAGCUGGCAGGUGGGUGCCCAUCCUUGGUUAGCUUCUCUCGGUAUUUAUGCAAGGAAGUGUAUUCUCACUGCUCCGGAAGCUGAUGACUGCUGAGCCUGAAAUUUCAAGCUGCAUCAUUGAACUCACUCAAGUACUUUUGCACUGAUGGGGUGGGAGACCUUCCCUCUUGAAGACGACUGGACUGGCCCCGGGGACUCAGCUCUGUAGCUGUGGCCUUUGGCUCUGCACCUUUAAUCAGAAUGGGUGCGGGGAAUGGAUUGAACAGAGGGGAGGUGUGGUGCCCUUGGCAGCCACUGCUGCUAGGGGAUAUGCUCACACAAGGUAACGACACAUUCUGAAGAAUCCUGUAUGGAUGGUGACUUGGAUAAAGUUUUUAACUUUAA
Mesocricetus auratus (golden hamster) is the source of this 1678-nucleotide messenger RNA. RefSeq names its product GPN-loop GTPase 1 (gene Gpn1). The transcript is spliced from 14 exons. Gene Ontology annotation, molecular function: GTPase activity. NCBI's taxonomy places the organism in Eukaryota, Metazoa, Chordata, Mammalia, Rodentia, Cricetidae. Bases 25 to 1146 code for a protein of 373 amino acids. The record is from RefSeq and is a predicted model, not a curated record.